Messenger RNA from Symbiodinium natans, 1872 nucleotides. The record is from the annotation of a GenBank genome assembly. Lineage: Eukaryota; Dinophyceae; Suessiales; Symbiodiniaceae.
AUGGCAUCCGAUGUGGGGGCGAUCGCAGCACUCUGCAAGGAGUCCUUCGACUUGGAAGACAAGGCAAAGUCCGGCCGCCUGGCUCAGGCGCCAUUCAAGUCGGCGCUGCGCCGGGUUUUUGCCGGCCUUGCCGGUGCCGUGCCGCAGCCGGAUGAUGCGUGGUUCGGGAAGGUCUUCGACAGCUACGCCGCGCGCUGCGGCGGCAAUGGGGUCUCGCUUAGGGCGAUGGAGGAUGCUGCCAAACAGUUCGUCGCGCACCACCAGCGCAAGGUGCAAGCCGCGACGGAGCAGAAGCCCGCCAAGGGCAUCGAGUCCUCGGGCGCUGCCCUGUCGGGUCUCGUGCCGCCGCCCAAGCAGGUUGUGCAAAACUCUGCUGGCAUCCAGGGCGGCUACGCCAUUCCCAACCAGGUGCCCUUCCCUCCAAACGUCCAGGGCUAUGUGCACGAGGCUUCUGGCAGGAGAGCCGCGGGAACGGUCGAGUUGGCUUCCGCGGUGAUGUGCCCCAUGAAGCAGGGCGCGGGGGUCCACGAAGAGUACACCUUCGACCAAAAGCUUGGUGAGGGCAGCUUCGGGCAAGUCUGCGUGGUGACCCACAAGAUCACGGGCCAGCGCCGCGCCUGCAAGCGCGUGUCCGUGCAGACGGAGACCGACCGGAGGCUCGUGGAUACGGAGAUCCAGCUCCUGAAGAAGCUGGACCAUCCGCACAUCAUGCGGCUCUCUGAGUGCUUCGUGGAGCGCCAGGGCCUCUUCUUGAUCUCGGAGCUCUGUGAGGGCGGCACGCUCCUCGCCGGCUUCGCCCGACAUGGCUCGGAGACCGCGGCAGCUGCGGCGAUUCGUCAGAUCCUGGGCGCCACGGCCUACUGCCACAGCCGUGGCGUCAUUCACAGGGACUUAAAGCCGGACAAUGUGCUCUACGCCACCAAGGCACCGGAUAGCCCGAUCAAAGUCAUCGACUUUGGCUUGGCAGACUUCCUCCAGCGCCUCCGCGCGGCAGCUGGAGGGAAAGCCAUGGAACGGGCUGGCACGCUGGUCUUCAUGGCUCCCGAGAUGCUUGCUUCGCAAGGAGAUGGCGCGUACGGAGAGAAGGUCGAUGUCUGGGCCAUCGGAUGCAUCCUGUACCUUCUCAUAACAGGCCAGCACCCCUUCUACCCCGGCCGCGGAGCCAGCGAGCCCGAGAUCGUGGCCAGGAUCCGGCAGGGGCAGGUGCCCAGCCACCCCAACCUCUUAGCAGCUCCGGCCCCCGCGCGCGAUCUCACCCUCCAGCUGAUGGUGGCCAACCCCGCGCGCCGCGUAAGUGCGGCAGACGCUCUGCGGCACCCCUGGCUCCAAGACAAUGCUGAAGGCGCUGUCACAGGAGGGGCCAAGGUCUUGGACAAGUCCGUCUUCGACGGCCUUUGCAAGUAUCAGGCCUCCAGCAAGCUCAAGCGCGCUGUUUUGAAGCUUCUUGCCAAAGAGGCUGACGAAGAGCGUGUGAAGACUCUUCGCGAGCAGUUUCGAACCCUGGACGUGCAGCAGGAUGGCUUCCUUUCCCGGGAGGAGCUGCUGGCUGGCCUGCGCCAGUGCGAGGGGUUCAGGGACAUGACGUCGUCGGACUUGUUUCGGAUCCUUCCUCCAGACCUCUUCGGUGAGAAGAUCUCAUUUACGGACUUUACUGCGGCUCUCCUGGCUCGCCAGGGCUUCGGCAAAGCCGAGCUCAUGGCGGCCUUCAGGCGCUUCGACGUGCGCAAGGAAGGCAAGAUCUCCCUGGCUGCCCUUUCUGAAGUUCUGAAGAACGCGGGGCCCGCCUCGAAGCUCGAGGCCUUCAAAGAAGCGGACGUCGGCAAGGAUGGCGCCAUCGAUUUCGACGAGUUCUGCGCGCUGAUCAAUGCCUGA